AAGCCGAUCGAGGAGCCUCGAUCCAGGCUCGAUCCACGCUCGAUCCACGCUUCGAUUUCUCAAUUCUCCGAUGGACCAUGGUAAUGGAGGCGCGUACGCAAGCGCAAGGAUGCGGAAACGCGUAAGAGAACUUGAUACCGGCACAGCUCACCUAAAAUCAACCACGAUCCCCAAGGAAUUUCGAGUCUCCUCGACGGUAGUUUACUUGGGGAGAGGCUUUUUUUCCCCGGCAGCCACCAAAAACCUAAACUAGGACGCCGUGGAAGGAAGACAUGCUACGAAAUGGAGAGGUACCUGAAGGACGAGCCGAAGCUGCAGUCGUACAAAAAGUUGCCCACAGAAUUGGACACGGCACCGUGGAACCUCUUCAGGGCGCCGCCAAUCUCGUGGACAGCGUCCACGGGCACCGCCAACGCACAAUUCGAAUCGCCAAUCAAAAUGGAGGUGACGACGUCGUCGGAGGACAGGGAAACGCUCUGUCUCGACGACAUAAAAUUCAGUCCCGGCGAUCACAACCACAACGGCCGCGAUAGGGAUCUCCUGGACCGACACCUCGAUUCCUUGUCGAUGUCGUCGGCGAGUUCGGCGUGUUCGGCGUUGUCCUGGGACAGCUCGCCCUCCCUCUCGUGCACAGCACUCAUUCUCAAGAAAGAGCCCAGCGAGGAUCUCGAAGAGGAUGAGGAGCACGAGGAAAUCGAGGAGGAGGAGGACAGCGGAUGCGAAAGCGAAGGUCAGAUCCUGACGCCACCGUCGAGCCCCGGCUCAGGUCAAGGUCAUUCCAACUCCAGUCACUCGUCGAGCGGGAGUUCGAUGCUCGAUGUGCACAACCUCAACCUUCACGGGACCGGCGGCAGGAGCGCCAUCGUCAGGGUCACCACCAGCAAUACCCAGCAGUGUGUCACAAGACUGAUCUCCGUCACAGCGAAUGGGUACCCCGCAGUUGCGGGCACGCAGCACGCACACGCAGGAGCUGCUGCAGCUGCAAGCACCGUUGCCAACAGGCACCAUGCGAGGAGCCACGAGCACAGUCCGCCUGACACGAAGCGCAGGAUACACAAAUGCCAAUUUCCCGGAUGCAAGAAGGUCUACACCAAGAGCUCGCACCUGAAGGCUCAUCAGAGGACGCACACGGGAGAGAAGCCGUACAAGUGCAGCUGGGAGGGUUGCGAGUGGCGAUUCGCGCGUUCCGACGAGCUGACGCGCCACUAUCGCAAGCAUACCGGUGCGAAGCCGUUCAAGUGCCGGCACUGCGACCGAUGCUUCUCCCGCAGCGAUCAUCUGGCUCUCCACAUGAAGAGACACGUGUAAUCGAUCGUCUCCGCGAGCGGUCGUUCACGCGGCGAGAGCGGUCCAGGACCGAUAGCUCCUAGUUGCCCGAGGACUCCCGAAGACAGUGACCAGCAACAGCAGCAGCAGCAGCAGCAGCAGCAGCAGCAGCAGCAGCGGCGGCGGCAGAAGCAGCGGCAGAAGCAGCAGCGACAGUAGCAGACGCAGCAGAAGCAGCAGCGGCAGCCGCAGCAGGCUCCUCGUGAUCGCGUUUCUUCCACGGAUCCCCGACGAUCCAGCCGGCGUCGAUCGACCUCGAGAUGGUCGUCGGGGUAUCGCUCUCGGCGCCCAACGAGUUAGCGUCUCCACGAAAAGAAAGAGUAGAGAAAUCGAUGAUCCGCGAGGCGACCGGAAGUCGUCCCUAGGGGCCAUAGCGUUCGACCACCUCCCCCGAAAACCACCUGACCCGAAACAUUGCGAUGGGAAAUCGCUGGCUACCCAAGCUCCCCGCCUUCGUCUCGCAGCUGGGAAACCAACUUUCCUCGGCUUGACGAGGCGUCGACGGUGCUUCGCGCGUUUCACACAGCGGCCAAGAGGACAUCAGGCGUGUCGGUAGAGACCGUGGUCGAUGAGAGUCUCGUCCGGAACUUCAAUCACUGCCAAUUCAUUAAAUUCUAAGAUCAACGCUACGAGACCGUCGGCGACCGCUGCGAGCGAGGGUGGCGGAGGUCAACAACGAAAACCGGGUCUCGCGCGACACCCUAAUCAGCCGUCUGCCUCCCGCGAAACUGUCGAAUCGGCGUGGUCGGAGAGCGUGGAAGUCGGAAUUCUCGCGACGCAACGGUCCCCUCCAGAGGCAUCCCGGUUCACGAGGACAAUAAACGCUGUCUAUCGGUGCCAAACGUUAUUUCCUGCCUCCUGAUUUUUCCUCCCGCACCCUCUCUCGGAACGGAAACGCGCGCGCGCGCGACAUCUCUUCCUCUCUCUCUCUCUCUCUCUCUCUCUCUCUCUUUUUUCCCCGGAAAAGACCGAGGGACGCUGCUCGAGGACGCGCGCCCCCGAGCUUCGAUCCUUCGCAAUAAUCGAAAUUGCACUCGCGAAGGGACCGAGCAAAAUGGCGAGAGCCAAGGGCGGCCGGGGAGCCACGAGGGCGGAGGAGCGGCGCGAGGCGUAAUUGAAUACGUGAUUUCGGCCAGUUUCCGCGAGAGCAAAGUUUACCGUGCCGCGCGCUAAUCCCGAAUUUACCGUGCGAAUUAUAUAUCGCGGGCCCUCCGCUUCUCGAGCACCCUCGCCAACCCCCUUUCGCGUGCCCCUCUCCGUCGGACGACCGUUUCGCCGGCGUAAACGACGGUGAAAACGGAAGCCGCAUUAUUUCGCCGAUUCGACCGUGUUCCGCCAUCGACGUACUCGCGAGAGCGAUUUUUCGAGGGAUCUCCGGAUCGGAUCUCGGAUCCCAUCGACCCGGAUAAACGAGACGAAUAAAGAGGAUAAACAUGGGGCUUGUUUCGUAGUGGCGCGCGUCCUAUGGUUUUUAAACGAAUAAACGAUAAUGAAAAAAAAUAUGCAAAAAUAUAUACGGAAUCUGACUUUGUACUUUUGUACGAUUGCUUUGUUAGGCGACGUUCUCCUGUUGGUUUUCGCGGCGACACAAUACAGACACACACACGUAAACGUUUAACAUACAUAUUGUAUAUGUAUACAUAGAUAUGCGACUGCGCCGAGCGGGGGCGGCGGAGAGCGGGGGACGGGAUUCUCGUCGGAGGCUCAACAGAAAUAAAUGAAAUAUAUAUAUAUAUUUUUUAAUAUUCUCGUCUUACUCACCGAAACAAUAUAUAUAUUAUUACAUAAGGGACAAAAUAAACGGGCAACAUUCCGCACAAAGCUCUAGAACCGUUUCCACGCGUCGGACCCAAACCCCUCGGGUUGCACUGCCCCCUCUAGGCGCUCGCGAAACCCCGGAGGCAGCACGGCACAACAACGGAAAACAGGGGAGAGUCGAAGACUUCCGGUUGUCGAGGAUCAAAACUAUACCUAUACCUAUACCAUCUCGUGGAUCAUCGAUUCGGCGAAUCGCGUGACGGAUCUCGGCGGGGCGGGGCGGGGCGGGGGAGGGGGCGGGAUCGCGAACCCGGAAAUCGGAAAAAUAGCGGAUCGCUCGUGCGACGGGGCAGAGAGGGAGGUGAACAAAGUAGAGUAGUAAUUAUUCUUUAGUAAUAAUGACCGACGAGCGAGUGUCGUCGGAGCGACACGAGUCGCUCGCACGAGAGAGACUAAAAAGUAUAGCGGCCCCGGCUGAGAGGCGGGGCCCGCGCGAGCAAAUGAAUAAAAACAAACAGACAAACACACGCAACAACAACAAAAGAAAAAAAAACGAAGAGUAAA
Megalopta genalis is the source of this 3648-nucleotide messenger RNA. Lineage: Eukaryota; Metazoa; Arthropoda; Insecta; Hymenoptera; Halictidae. The record is from RefSeq and is a predicted model, not a curated record.